Syngnathoides biaculeatus (alligator pipefish) is the source of this 3254-nucleotide messenger RNA. RefSeq names its product RNA binding motif protein 19 (gene rbm19). Gene Ontology annotation, molecular function: RNA binding. The coding region runs from base 125 to 2935 and encodes 936 amino acids. The transcript is spliced from 24 exons. NCBI's taxonomy places the organism in Eukaryota, Metazoa, Chordata, Actinopteri, Syngnathiformes, Syngnathidae. The record is from RefSeq and is a predicted model, not a curated record.
GAAGAAGAAACAGAAGAAGAAGACUAAUUCAACAUGGCGACCUAGUAGGCUGUCCACGCUCGUUUGUUGACAAGUCUCCAUUAUCGAAGUUUUUGUUUCAUUUGACGGUUUGUCGAGCCAAAGCAUGUCGAGACUCAUCAUUAAAAACCUCCCAAAUGGGAUGAAGGAGGAGAGGUUCCGAGAGAUGUUCGCGGAAUUUGGGACCGUCACAGACUGCACGCUCAAGUUCACCAAGGACGGCAAAUUCCGCAAAUUUGGAUUUGUCGGGUUCAAAAGCGAAGAAGAUGCGAAUACUGCCUUGAAGCAUUUUAACAAGAGCUUCGUGGACACAUCAAGAGUGACCGUGGAAAUGUGCAAGUCGUUUGGUGAUCCCACCAAAGCGAGAGCCUGGAGCAAACACACGCAGAACUCUGAAGCAGACAAACCAGUCGCAAAAACUCAAACUGUUGAUAAAAAGGAGAAGAAGUUGAAAAAGAAAACCACUGCACUGGGAAAUCUGGAGGAGGACGAGGGCUUCAAAGAGUUCCUGUCGGUGCAUCAGAAUCGAACCCAAGUGCCGACGUGGGCGAACGAUACGGCGCAGCAGACCGUCGACCCGAGCGGUGUGAAGGCGAAAAGCAAGAAGCAAACGGCUGCAGAUGAUUACCUCAACUUUGACUCGGACCAGUCAGAGGAUGAAUGUGAAGAAAAAGAGGAGGGCAGCGAAGAUAACUGCACCGCGAAAGAAGCUCUGAAGUCCGGCUUGUCGGAUAUGGAGUAUCUGCGCUCUAAGGUGGUGCCAACUGAGGAAGACGUGGGGGAAAGUGAAGAGGAGGAUGAUGAGGGAGAGGGAGAAGAAGAGGAGGAGGAUCUCGGACCUGCACAGCUCAACGACAGUGCUUACGAGAGCGGAGAUCGAGCUAAAACCCUCAAGGUGAAAACUCCUACUUCCCCUGAGAGCAAGACGGAGGGGAAAGCCGAGAAAAAUAAGAAGCUGGAGAUGGAACCAACAACAGAGUUCACGGUGAAACUGAGAGGAGUCCCGUUCAAUGUCACCGAGCAACAAAUUCGAGAGUUCAUGACGCCACAGAAGCCGGCCGCCAUCAGAAUUGGAAGAAAAGAAAGUGGCAACAGAUCAGGCUACGUGUAUGUAGAUCUUCAUUCUGAAGAAGAGGUUGAAAAGGCCUUGAAGAAGAAUAAAGACUAUAUAGGACGGCGCUACGUUGAGGUGUUCCGUGUUGACGCGUCAGGAUGGAACAGGACUAGCCGAAAGGACGACACAAUUGACCGCAACUUCACCAGGAAGCUGAAGGAGGACGAGGAGGAAGAGGAUGUUGCGGAGUCAGGGCGACUCUUCGUCCGAAACCUCCCGUACACCUGCACGGAAGAAGAAAUCAAAGAAAUGUUUUCUAAGCAUGGACCUUUAUCUGAGGUGCUCUUCCCCAUCGACAAUCUGACAAAGAGACCCAAAGGUUUUGCUUUCGUAACAUUCAUGAUUCCAGAGAAUGCUUUGUCGGCUUUGACGGAGCUGGACGGACACGUAUUUCAGGGCAGGAUGCUUCACUUGCUCCCAUCCACAGUGAAGAAGGAAAAGAGUGAAUCUUCAGAAGCUGGCGGUCCGGGCUCCUCGUCUUACAAACGGCAAAAGGAUGCGAAAAACAAAGCUUCGAGUUCCAGUUCACACAACUGGAACACACUCUUUCUGGGCACGAGCGCAGUGGCUGACGCCAUCGCUGAGAAAUACAACACCACAAAAAGCAAAGUCUUGGACCAUGAGACGAAAGGCAGCGUUGCUGUGCGAAUGGCUCUGGGAGAGACCCAGAUUGUCCAAGAGACUCGGCAGUUUUUGCUGGACAGCGGUGUGAGUUUGGAUUCCUUUAGUCAGGCGGCGGCAGAGAGGAGCACAACUGUGAUUUUGGUGAAGAACCUCCCAGCCGGAGUGACCGUGUCAGAGUUGGAGGCCAUCUUCUCCGCUCACGGCUCUUUGGGGCGAGUGUUGCUGCCGCCCUCUGGCCUCACCGCCAUCGUCGAGUUCCUGGAGCCCACUGAAGCCAAGCGAGCGUUCACUAGAUUGGCCUAUAGCAAGUUCCAACACGUCCCGCUGUAUUUGGAGUGGGCGCCCACGGGGGUGUUCGUUGCAGUCAAACCUGCACCAGUGAAAGCAGAGAACGCAGAAGAGGAGGAGAAGAAGAAGAAACAGAAGAAAGAAAAACAAGAAAAGGAAGAAGAAGAGGAGGAGGAGGAGGAGGAGGAGGAAGAUGAACCUCUUCCAGGUUCCACACUUUUCAUCAAGAAUUUAAAUUUCAACACCACAGAGGAAACACUUCAGGAGACCUUCUCCAAAUGUGGCAAGGUUAAGUCGUGCACAAUCUCCAAGAAAAAACAAAAAUCAGGCACGUUGCUUUCAAUGGGCUACGGUUUUGUUCAGUAUCGUACGCCCGAGGCAGCGCAGAAAGCCCUGCGGCAACUUCAGCACUGCAAAGUGGACGAACACUCGUUGGAGCUGAAGAUUUCAGAGAGAGCUACCAGGACGUCUGAAGUGUCACGCAAGAAAAAGCAGGCGGAGAAGAAGCAAACGGGAUCCAAGAUCCUCGUGCGAAACGUCCCCUUCCAGGCCAGCGUGAGGGAAAUUCGAGAGCUCUUCUGUACAUUCGGAGAGCUGAAGACGGUCCGCCUUCCCAAGAAAGCGGCAGGAACGGGGAAGCAUAGAGGUUUUGGCUUCGUUGACUUCAUCACCAAGCAGGAUGCCAAGAAAGCAUUUGCCGCCUUGUGCCACAGCACCCAUCUUUACGGGAGGCGCCUGGUCCUGGAAUGGGCCGACACAGAGGAAACGGUGGAGACAUUAAGACGGAAAACAGCUGAACAUUUUCACGUGGCCAGCAAAAAGCAACGCAAGGCUGAGGUUCUGGGGGCAAUUCUGGAAAACAUGGAAACGCCGGAUGCCGCGGAGGACUGAAACUGCUGGUCUUGGCUAAACAGUGGACAGCAGGAAUUGAGGGGUUGAGAUGACUGGUUGUUGCGCAAGUUUGAUUCCAGCUUCCUCACAGCCCUGUUGAGGUACCCUUGAGCAAGAACUGAGACCCUUUUUAGUUUGAAGGUUAUGCCAUCAGUUUGUGAGCAAGCAAUUUCAGUCCAUUACUUUACAUGCUAUGAUCAUAAAUCAUGGUAUGUUACUGUGAACUUGUUUUUAUUUAAAGAAAAAAAAAGUUUUUUUUGUAAUACAGAUGUUUUAUAGAAUGAUUUAAAACGUGUUUAAAAUAAAAAUGCACAAUAUG